UUCUGUUGGUCCGCGGGGAAGUCGCAAGAUGGCCGACGUCGCAUGAAAGUAUGUUCCUCUCCUCAACAUGAAGUCGUGAGUGAGACAGAGAGCGAGGGAGCUUACGUCGGGCUUUUGUUUUUGUUUUAUUUUAGUUGUUUUACUUUAUUUUCCCCUUAAUUAUUCAUCUCAUUCCGAAUCGUGGCUUCCCUCGAUUUGUCUCGACUAGUUGACGCGUCAAUCACGCCGGGAUCUUGGCUAACUGGCUAAGUGCGCGAGCUAGUUUGUUAGCCGCAAACUGUAGCUCUUAUAACUGUUAACCAGUUCAGGAGAAACCUACUGUAAUCAGUAUCGGUUAGAUAGUUUUAAUAACAGCGAGCAUGUUGGAUAGCAAUUGCGUAGUCGUUGUUAAAAUUGCAGCUAUUUGAGUUACUAGAUGGGUUUAUUUUGAUGUUACCAACAUUGUCGACAUUAUAACUGUAGCGUGCGUGCCGUUAUCCUCCAUCGUUACAUUGUAGACAGUGGUUUUGUUUAUAUGGUGCAACAUUGCAAUUAAUCAAAACAGAUAGACUGUCGUUUGGAUUACAAUACUGGGACAUCACCGUAACACAGUAAGGAAUGGACACAUGCUAUACUUACACGACCAAAUGUAAAAAAUAGCCACACACAUUUGUCAUUUUACAGCGGUGUUUAUUUGACAGUUGCAUUUUGUCGGGUUGUUUACCUUACGCACCACACUGUAAACAUUUCAGAUUAGUUAGCCGAAACUACUCCUGACACUUUGGCUAAGUAAUUAAUCUUCUCAAUAUAAGGUUCACGCAUCUCGCGCUUAUAGACACUCGUACAAACAACAUGGGAGUUCAAGGCUUUCAAGAGUAUUUGGAGAAACGUUGCCCCGGGGCGGCGGUUCCGGUGGACCUUCUCAAGCUCGCACGAACAGUAGGCCGUCAGCCCCCACAUCACCACCACCACCACCAUCAUCCCCAUCAUCCGAGCUCGCUGCCUCCGCCUCCCCCGCCAGCUCGCAUUCUCGUUGACGCAGACUCCGGCCUUCAGCGGCUGUACGGGGGCUACCAGACCGACUGGGUUUGCGGAGGCGAGUGGAACGCAAUGCUCGGCUAUCUGGCGGCGCUUUCCCAGGCUUGUUUGUACCAGGGCGGACUGGAGCUGGUGGUGGUUUUUAACGGCACGCUUGGGAAAGAUCGAUGGCCGGAGUGGGCGCGGCGGGCACAGGGACAGAGGCAAACAGCGCAGCUUAUCGUCAAUCACGUUGGCAGCAAGGCCACGCCCCCUCCGCGGGCCUGGUUCCUGCCCCCGGCCUGUCUGAGCCACUGUGUCCGUCUUGCCAUGUUCAGAUUCCGCGUACGGGUAGUGCAGACCCUUGAGGACCACCACCAGGAGGUGCUCUCCCUGUACAGAGACUACGGUUUUCAGGGUCUGAUCGCACAGGACUCAGAGUUUGCACUAUGCAACGUCCCAGCCUAUUUCAGCUCACAUGCUCUCAAACUCUCCUGGAAUGGCAAGAAUCUGACCACUCACCAGUACCUGCUAACAGAGGCUGCUCGCCAACUUGGCCUCAAGACCCAGCACUUGGCCAUCUUUGCUGCUCUACUUGGUAACCACAUUCUGCCAGAUGAAGACUUGGCUGCCUUCCAUUGGAGUCUUUUAGGGCCAGAACAUCCUCUUGCCUCGCUCAAGGUAAGGGCUCAUCAAUUAGUUCUCCCACCUUGUGAGGUGGUCAUCAAGGCUGUAUCUGAAUAUGUGGCAUCCAUCAAAGAUCUUGGGAAUUUGGAUUCGGUGGCCAAGGAUGUUUUUAAGCAGUCACAGUCACGAACUGAAGACAAAGUUGAGAGGUUUAAAAAGGCAGUGGAGUAUUUUUCAGUGGCCAGUAAACCAAGACCUCUCUCCAUGGGACCUUCUCCUUACCUCUUUCCAGGCUUUGGGCCUAGUCAGUUUAGUGGACCUCCAGGCCACAUGGGGGCAAUGCAGCCUGGAAAAGCUCAGUUCGGUCCACCCCAGAUGUCAGGUGUCAAGGUGCCUUAUCUAGGUGGGCUCUAUGGACCCAGCCCUGCCACUGGUCCUGCCCUUUUAUGCCAGAACCCCACACAGCCUCUACAAGACUGUAAUGAUUCGCUAGCUGGAAAAAUGGGCUUUGCUGAUUGGUCUGCUCCAUAUGAUUCCUCACAAGGUGGCAACCGACAGCCCAAUCAUCACACAGCUGCUCCUACAGGUCCUUCCCCUUCAUCAUCGUCAUCUUCAGAUGGGGAAGAGCAAAAUGACACCAGCACUAAUCAUUUGGCUGAAAAAUCUUCGAGAUGGGAAGAUCCCAGUGGACGAGGAAGCGGGCCCUCUGGGGAUAGCCACCAUGGCAAUGGAAGUGGCCCGUCCAUCCCGUCUUUGCUGUCCAUGCCAACACGCAGUCACAUGGACAUCACAACUCCGCCCCUUCCACAGGUCAGUGCUGAGGUGCUGCGAGUGGCAGAGCACAGACACAGAAGAGGACUCAUGUAUCCACAAAUCUACCACAUCCUGACCAAGGGGGAGAUGAAAAUGCCUGUGUGUAUAGAGGAUGAGUGCAACCCAGACCUUCCUCCUGCCUCUCUUCUUUUCCGUUCUGCACGCCAGUAUGCCUAUGGGGUGCUGUUCAGCUUGGCCGAGACCCAGCGGAGGCUGGAGAGACUGGCCAUGCGCAAACGAAGUCCAAUUGAUGUGCCCCCAGUUAUUGUAAAGGAGUGGUGUGCCAGUAAAGCUAAAUCUGCCCUGACCCCAGAGCUAGUCCCAGCCCUGUGUUUCCGCGAGUGGACGUGUCCCAACCUGAGACGGUUGUGGCUGGGUAGAGCUUCAGAAGACCGCAGCCGCCGCACUCGAGCCUUCCUGGCCUGCAUGCGCUCUGACUGCCCUGCCCUGCUCAAUCCGGCAUGUGUGCCGUCUCACCUGCUGCUCAUGUGCUGCGUGCUCAGGUAUAUGAUGCAGUGGCCAGGAGGCCGUAUUCUUCAGCGCCAUGAGCUUGAUGCCUUUUUGGCUCAAGCUGUGUCCAAACAGCUCUAUGAGCCUGACCAACUUCAGGAACUCAAGGUGGAGAAGGUGGAUAACCGCGGGGUUCAACUUGCCUCUUUGUUCAUGAGCGGUGUGGACACUGCCUUGUUCGUGAACGACGUAUGCGGACAGCCCCUGCCAUGGGACCACUGCUGCCCUUGGGGCUUUUUUGAUGGGAAAUUGUUCCAGAGCAAGCUAGCUAAAGCCACCAGAGACCGAGCCUCCUUACUUGACAUGUGUGAAGGCCAGGAGGAGCUGGUUUCAAGGGUGGAGAAGAUGCGCCAGGCCAUUCUGGAAGGCAUCAACCUCUCCCGACCGCCUCCCCCACCUCCACCACUGCCACCCCCUGCAUUCCUCCCCCCUUCCAUGGUGCCCCCUUUCUACCCCAUGCACCCUUUGUACCCUCCUCGUCCGAUGGGAUCCAUGCCACCUCCUCCUCACCACCACCAGCACCGGCCCAGGGCCUUCCCAGGACUCCAGUCUAUACCUCCCCAGGGUGGCAAGCUGGAAAUAGCUGGCAUGGUUGUUGGCCAGUGGGCUGGGAACAAGCCACUGCGUGGCAGAGGGGGGUUCAAUAUGCAGGUGGUGUCGGUGGGAGGGAGAGGAAGGGGUAAAGAGGUUCUAUCAAGAGGAAGGGGAGGGAAGAAAAUGACCACCAACAGAACACAGACACUUUCAACAUCGCCUCCCUCCACCAGCCCCCCAAAGCUCAGCGAGGAUCCUAAAGCAAUGGGGCGACCUGCUGGACCCACGGAGGGAACAGGGACUGUAUCACAGCAGCUGAACGGCAGCUCUUCAGGAAGCGCCACUGGUCAAGCCCUUGACCUGCCACCACUGGCCCAGCCAAUCCAGUGUGCCUUAGCCAGCAGAGACAACCAGUCAGGAGAUGACGUGGAGGUAGAGGCCCCUUGUUGCCUUGACGACUGCCCGUCAGAUGGUGCACUACAGAAGGAGGAGUAAUUACAUCCCAUAAUGUAAUGAGAAUGAGAGAGUGAGAGGGAAUGAUCUUAGGUUGACUGUCUUUUCCUUGCAAAAUUAAAUAUUUAGGGCACGGUAGCCACUUUGUGUUAUCAUAAUAUAAUUUAUGAUGCUACAUGCUGGAAACAACAGGUGGGCAGUGACAGGAUUAUGGUCCGUGUCACCUUACGAGACGGUUCUGAUUUAAAACCUAGCAAAUUUAAAUCGCAACCCUCGACUGCACAUCUUCGGAUUCUGGACCUUAUCCUUUCCACUGGCCCCAAUCGGUGUUGUAGCAUUUCGUUUUAAUUUUAGACCUUUAGUACAUCAGUGGUGACCUUUUAUGUAUGAUUGCCUAAAAUGGCUACAAAAGGCCCUUAUUGCCCAAAGUAUAUUGUAAAAUGUACCUGCUCAGAUAACUGUUGCACCGUGUUACGUAGCACAGCAGCACCCAACUCUCAAAUCACACAGCAAAGAAUUACACUAUUUGAACCCUAACUGUAUCUGAAGUGCACCAUAGGGGAGGAUUCAAUGACAACACUGCCCUGAGUACAAUAGAAUGAAAACAUGAUGGAGUUGAUAUUUGUAUGUCACAGUGUGCAUUCACACACACAUGGUUUUCCCGUUUUUAUUUAUUUUUAAUUUUUUUGCCAUAACCUUUAUUGAACGUUGAAGUUCAGGUGAAUAAGUUGCCCAGACCCAGAGAUGAGUAAGAACAAUUGAACGCUCAAGAGAGUUGUACAGGUUGCAUUGUGUAGAUCAACUUUGUUGCUUUAUUUAAAAGAUUUCUGAUGGUCUGUCAGCUAAUUUGAACAUCCCCUUUAGGAUAAGCAAACAGCAGUACAACUCAGUCCUACAUUUACUAAGUUAUAAAUUCAAUCUUUAAAGCACCUUGAAACCUGCCCAAGGUUAUAGAUAUGCAAGCUCUUAUUGUAAAAGAAAUGCCCUUAAAAAUUGAUUGUAUCAUAACGUGAAGCACUUAAAAAUUAUUUAUUACAAUAAGAAAGUACUGCUCUAUAUAGAUAAAUUAUUAGGUUAAUUUCAUUUCACCAACUUUUUGACAGUUUAACUGUCCGUAUAAGCUUUUACCUUGCGUGUUGUUUACCAGUAUGACGUACAAAUUGGCACCAACCCAUGUGAAAGUGAGUGCACUUUGUUUUAAAAACGAAAACACACUGGCUUGUCCUCGAACCAGGAUAAAGAAUAUCCGAGGCUUCUGCUAGAGUUAGGGAGGAAGCGAAACGGUGUGUUCAUAGAGAACCAUACUGUUUGACAUCCAAGCUGUUUGUAUAUAGACCCAAAUGUACAUGAUCCUGUUACGCAACGAUGCGAUUUAGAGAAGUGAUUUUAUCAGUGGUCGAGAAUGCACACAGUCCUUCAGAAUAGACUGGCCAUUUGACAUCUCUCAGCUUCACAGUGAAAUCUUUUAUGUUGAUUUUAGUUUUCCGCUCUUCUCGUCCGUCUUUCAUUCAUUCUCUGUGCCUUGCCCUUGUGCAUGUGUACCAUGUGGUCGUUUUUUGUGCAUGUGCAUUCUCCUACCAUAGCUAAAAUCAUUGAACGUUUUGUCACGCUCUAAAGUAAUUAUUCAAUGAACCUUAGGAUUACCUUCUAUUGUGACAAAGUCUUUAGAAAAAUAAUUUAAAAGUCAUUUAAAAAAAAGUGUGCAUCUCCAGACCGUUCGUGACAAUAAUCUCUCCAUCUUGUCUCGUUUUGUGACAGUCCUAUAAACUCAUGCACUUAUGUGUUACAGAGAGAUACUCUGUUGAGGCUUUAAAAAAAAAAGUAAACAUACACUGUAAAAAAUUCAAUUGUUGGGCCAAAUAUAAAAAUUUUAUGGUUUAAUGUAACCCACUAGUAGGGUUAAUCUCUUUUUGACCCAAUGCUGGAUUGAAAAAUAACCCAGCAUUUCCAGAGUGCAAUAAAGCACCCUGAAGGUUAAAGCCCUAUUUGCUAUAGAUUGACCAUUUUGCAUCAGAUGGUUAAAAAGUAAUUAUACUCACAUUUAAUGUUUAAAAUCCACCUGAAUACACAGUGAUUUGUUUGACUGUAGUAAAUGAAAGUAUAAUGUAAGAAUACUAAUACACUUGAGAGGGUAUCACAUUUAAUCAUCAUAGUUUAAAAAUAUGUACAAUUGACAAUAUCAAGAUAACAUCACAGCUUUCUAUGAAGUCAUAAGAUGCACCUUAUUUUGUUAUGAUAGGAAGUUAAUAAAUAUUAUAUUUAGUGCCACUAAAGUAUAUUGAAAGCUCUUUAAAUCAAAUUAUGAAAGACACCCAUUAUAGCUAUGUCUAUAUGUAUAUUCUGCAAAAUUUCACUUUUCACAAACCACGCUAUCAAAUUGCAUUUAAAGUUCGUCAGAAAUAUCACACCAAGCAUGCAUUUUGAAUGUAUGACAAAGUUCAUGAUAUUUCCUUAAGGACAGUGAAAUAUCAAUGUCAAAGACAAUACUAGACAUACCGGACAGACUUUAAGCCAAGAAUAAUCUUGACUGUAGCACGAAAGGUAAUAUUCCUCUUAAACUAAUAUGGUACACCAUCAUGCACAUUACAACAUUUUAAAUGUCAAAUUUAGGUUGAGUCACAUUUUAUUACAAGUUAAGUACAGUAGUGCUAGUUUUUAAGAGGAUCUCCAGCAUGUUAUAGUGUAUAUGAACAUGCAUACAGAUUGAUGCACACCCAUUAUUGUUAACACAGAUUAAAGUUUCAGUAGAUCCUUUUCAAAAACAUUCAAUUCUCUAUCCGUCUGUGAUUUUAAAGCAGUUUAGUUUUUCUUCAGUGUGUUUAUUGUCAUAGAUUAUCAGUAGCUCCUUCACAUUUAGUUUAAAGUGUAAUCUAAGAAAAAAAACCAGCAUAAACCGAAAUAUACAGACACACCAAAUAAGAUAUAAUCUUUCUCUCCUACAGUCAAUACAGUCUCUGUUAUACCUGUAGAGAGACAUCAUUUAGUACGAGGGAGUAUUUAUAGCAUACUCAGAUUGUGUAUUGUCCAGAGUGUUAAUUUCUCUUUUCAUUAUUUGGAUACUUAAUUUGCCGUGUCGGAUGCUUUGUUCCAAAGUUACCCUCUUCAAAGCUUCUUUGCUUUGUUUUAGAUUGCUGCUUAAACUGUCAUUCGUUCAUUCAUUCAUGAUUUAUAAAGAAACUUGUGUGAGAUGUGCAACAUAAGUAUAUAUUCAGACAAUACAUAUGGUAAUACUUGCGUUGUAUGAGAGAGAGAUACUAUGGAAAUCUGUGAGGAUUGUUUGGCCACCUAAUUUAAGUUGGCUUUGUUUCUCCAGAUGUUGGGCCCAGUCUUGAUAAUCUCAUCAAUAUAGAAAAUUGGUGAAAACGCAGAUGUAGUUAUUUUAAUAAUUUCUUUAUAGACAUUUAUUAUUUCAGUAACUUUUAAUAUUCAAGCAUUUGUCGCUUCUGUAUUCUUAGUUUGCCCAGAUUGUAACAUCUCCCUCUACUCGACUGUCCCGUUUCUUUUUAUUCUUAAAAUAAUCUCAUAUAUUCUUGCUUAUGUUACCCCUGCAACAGCUCCCCUUACCUCUUCAUACAAACAGUGAAAGAUUUUAACUUUUAUAAUUAGUUCAGUCUGUCUGUAUGUAAUUUUAGACAAGAGUUGGUAACAUUUUCAACAGUGAAUCAAGAAAUGUAGAACCUUAACAUCUUCGGUUUCAUUCAGUUGUGAAAUUGUGUUUUACUUAAUUUUUAAAUGUUAUUUCAACUGCUACUCCUUUGACCGUUGCUACAUUUAGUAUUAAAAUUUGCUUAGCAGAACUAGAUAUUUUUAACAGUAAUGAUUGCAAUUUUCCUCACCUCUGUUUUGUAUGGUAUUGUUUCAAGCCACUUCACCAUUUUGAUGUAAUAUUCACAUAAAAACGGAUACGUUUUUCACGAUUUCAGUCUGAUCAAAAAUUGAUCAAGUUCAAAAGCUACAUCGGUACAAAACUACAUUUCAAACUGAUUAUUUUUCAACCAAAGUAAAUCUCUGGAAGCUAUGAUUUCAGUAUAGUCAAGUCUCUUUCUGUAAAAAGAUUUGUUGGUUCAACUUUAAAAAAAAGUUAGUUUACUGGUUGCCUUAAAAUUUGAGUUAACUAUUUUAAAAAGUUGUUUGACAAAAUUUUGAGUUAAUUCAACUUAAAAAUAUUAAAGGCAGACAGGUAACUUAUUUUUAAGUUAAACCAACUUUUUUACAGUAUUUAUAUUAUAUCCAGUUGCGUGGUUUUAAUAAUUGCGAUACGCAAGGCGUCUGUAAUCUGAUACUAAUUAAAGAAAAUGUGAUUUUUACAUCUUUUUGGUGAACAACGGCUAAAUGUUGUAUCAUCCAGUUUUAUUGCUAAAAUGAAGAUUUUAUGUCCUCUCAAGUUAAGCCUUGGACACAGCUCUUGAUACUGAUUAACCCUAGAACACAUUAACUCCCAUGUACAUGUAUUGUCCCUCUGAAAUAUGUAGCUUCAAUUGUAGUCAUGGAUAGGUUAAGUGUGAACACAUACUGUAACCAUAUACACAAACAAAUGCUAUUAUGGUAAAAGUUUUGCCUGUGCAUUCCUGUAGAUUUGUGUCUGGACCUCAGAUCUGACUCUCGCUUUAUAACUGUUACCCCGUAUCCUGGCUGUGUAGCCCUUCACUCCACAGGACCCUAUGUGUGCUCUUAACUGGUGUUGUCAGGUUUCAAUCCUAGUCUGAUAACAGCAAUGUGUUGUGUACGGUGGCCCACUUUAGGAAGUACCCUUUCAUGUGGUCCCCAAUGCUUUGUAGCACCUGGCCCUUUCAUAGCCCAUAGACAGUCAAGUCGACCCAUCCAUUUGUAGGCAACACAUUCUGUCGUCUGUUCUUGGGAAACUGAUCUGUUCAUCAACACAGACGCAUUGAUGCAUGCAUCAAGAUCUCCAAAAGCUCCAAAAAAAACUUGUGAAGUGAAGGGUAAAGUUCAUUAUUAUUAUUGCUGUUAUGGUUAUGAUCGUUAUUAACAAUUUCUCAUUUUUAGUAAAAAGAAAGCACCUGAUUGUUUUGGAAAGAAACUUUUCUUUUUAAUUUGUCUUGCUGUUGUGGUCUGAUUUCACAAUGGAUUGGGGAGAAAGCCAAAAGGCUCAGGAGAGAGAGAGUCAAAGUUGGCAGUCAUGUUUGUAUGGUUGGGAAAUGACUUCAGUGCUGAAAUAAAAUUUAUUCUUUUAGUAAAA
Messenger RNA from Paramisgurnus dabryanus, 9133 nucleotides. It is a transcript of the gene fam120c, whose product is annotated as family with sequence similarity 120 member C. The record is from RefSeq and is a predicted model, not a curated record. Gene Ontology annotation, cellular component: nucleus. NCBI's taxonomy places the organism in Eukaryota, Metazoa, Chordata, Actinopteri, Cypriniformes, Cobitidae.